This is a messenger RNA of Microdochium trichocladiopsis, 453 nucleotides long. RefSeq lists its product as uncharacterized. The record is from RefSeq and is a predicted model, not a curated record. The transcript has a single exon. NCBI's taxonomy places the organism in Eukaryota, Fungi, Ascomycota, Sordariomycetes, Xylariales, Microdochiaceae. Bases 1 to 453 code for a protein of 150 amino acids.
AUGCGCUACUCUCCUCUCAUCCUCGCUGGCCUUGUCUCCUUCGCUUCCGCCGCCCCGGCUGCCCGAGUUUCCCGUGCCGCUGAUGGCGAGGACGUCCCGCAGUGGACAAUCGAAAGCAUGAAGCGCGAGUGCGAUGCCGCCGAUACUUCCUGUGCCUGGUCCUUCGGCAUUCAGAACAACCGCGUUGCCGGCGCCGCCGCAGUGCCCUGCAAUUUUACCGUCGUCGCCGGAGAGAAACCCGCCAGCCAGACCGAUGUCGCAGGCAUCCAGUGCGACUUCUUCACCGUGUCGGGGGGCUGGAGCGGCCAAUUCGGCCCCGAUGCAGGGUUCACCACGCUGAGCAUCGCCAACUUUGACACCAAGCUUAUUGCCUAUCCUGCCUACACGGACAAGGAGCUGGCUGGCGGCCAGGUCGUGGUGCCUGACCGCUCCUACCAGCCUCAGCCUUUCUAA